AUGCCAUCCGAGGUUGAAAGAGUGAUAGAAAAGGAUGAGGAUGAGAUUGAGGUUACUGAAGAUUCGACAAUUGACACAGAGAAAGAAGCAGAGGUAACCCAAAAAGCUAUUCCCAUGCCUAGACCUCCACCUCCCUUUACACAGAGGUUGGUGAAAAAGACUAAAGAAGGAAAAUACCGCAAGUUUAUAGAAAUAUUGAAACAACUUUCCAUUAAUGUUCUGUUGAUAGAAGCUUUGGAGCAAAUGCCUGGGUAUGCAAAAUUAAUGAAGGACAUGGAUCCUGGAGCUUUCACCAUUCUUUGUACCAUCGGUAUGUUGCAUUUUGCAAAGGCCUUGUGUGAUUUGGGUGCUAGCAUUAAUGUGAUGCCAUUGCCAAUUUAUAAGAAGUUGGGUUUAGGAGCUCCAAAACUGACUGCGAUGCGUUUACUUAUGGUUGAUAGAACUGUGAAGAGGCCCAUUGGAGUGUUGCAAGAUGUCCGUGUGAAAGUAGAGUCAUUCAUCUUUCCGGUGGACUUUGUGAUCUUAGACUAUGAGGUUGAUUCCCAUCAUCUUAGGGAGACUAUUUCUUGCUACUGGGCAUGUGUUGGUUGA
This is a messenger RNA of Solanum stenotomum, 591 nucleotides long. RefSeq lists its product as uncharacterized. NCBI's taxonomy places the organism in Eukaryota, Viridiplantae, Streptophyta, Magnoliopsida, Solanales, Solanaceae. The transcript is spliced from 2 exons. The coding region runs from base 1 to 591 and encodes 196 amino acids. The record is from RefSeq and is a predicted model, not a curated record.